AAAUGGAGUCGUUUUAUAUAAACUAGUGCUUACAAACAUCGUUUUCUUUCGUUAAACCAAUGGCAAUAUAUGUGUUUGCGUGGCAUAACAGUUUGUUACAAAAGGAUACGAUAUAAUGAUGAGUCACGAUCAGGAUGAUGGUGAAUUAUCACUAGAAACUGACAAAUUGUUACAGGAUAUUUCCGAAGAGAGUGAUGUUGUUGGUAGGCAUACCGAUAUUGAUAAGAGUGGGACACGUUCCUGGAUUUACGAUGACGUGUUGGACUACAUUGGACUAGGAAAGUACCAUUGGAUUCUCCUUUUGGUCAUGGGAUGGACUAAUUGCGGUGAUGCUGUUGAGGUACUAUGUGUCUCCUUUCUGCUUCCAUCUGCAGAGUGUGAACUACGUCUCACCUCCCAGGACAAGGGAUGGCUGAAUGCGUCAAUUUUUCUUGGCAUGAUGAUAGGUGGCUAUGUCUGGGCUGUGUUUGCAGACAUGAACGGCCGUCGUAAAACGUUGAUUUCAUCCCUGGUCUUCAACGCCGUGUUUGGUGCCCUCUCCAGCUUUGCCCGCUCCUUCGAGAUGCUGCUGGUGCUGCGCUUCCUGAGCGGAAUCGGAGUCGGGGGAAACAUCCCGAUAGCCUGGGCGUACUUUGUCGAGUUUCAGCCUCGGCAGAAACGCGGCCGCAUGCUCAGCUUGAUGGCAGGCUUUUGGAUGAUUGGCAACGUACUUGUGGCUCUGCUAGCCUGGGCCAUCAUCCCACACACGGACAUGGGCCACUUCAACGCGUACACGUAUUCCAGCUGGCGCGUCUUUAUUCUCGUCUGCACGGUGCCGCCCAUUACGUCGGCCGUCUUGCUGAUAUUUCUGCCGGAGAGCCCAAAGUGGCUGCUGGAGAACGGCAAGGAGGAGCAGUGCCUAGCCAUCCUCGCGAAGAUGUACGCAGUCAACCACGGUACGGAGCAAGGUUUCAACGUGGCGCACGUCCAGCGGUCGCAGGCCAUCAGCGACAUCAGCCACGACACGUCGAAGAUGCGCCACAUCCGCUCGAUGGGUCGGUCGGUGUUGAAGUGCAGAGAGCUGUUCACUCCUGCGCUGGCGCGACGUACAAUCAUAUACACGUGGGUGAACAUUGCACUCGCUUUUGGUUACUACGGUCUCUGGAUGUGGUUCCCGGAGCUGUUCAAGAGGCUAGAGGAGUCGGGGAGAGACGAUGUAUCUGUGUGCACGAGUACGCUGGCGGGACUGAACUCCAGCGGUGAGCCAGAUUUCGGAGACUGCUCGGAGGUGGGUGGCAGUGACGAGUUGUACAUCAACAGUCUGCUCGUGGCCGCGUCGAGCCUGCCGGGAAAUGUGAUCGCUUUCGCAUUCAUGGACACGCUGGGCCGGCGGUGGCUGCUUGCUGGAAGCAUGGUCACUUGCAGCCUGCUCGUCUUCUUCAUAUGGUUCAUCAAGAACAAGCUGCAGAACUUGAUACUAUCCUGUCUGUUUUCCGCCGUGUCCAUCAUGGCCUGGAAUUCGAUUGAUGUAUUGGGUACAGAGCUGUUCCCAACUGGAGUACGUGCGACUGCAUUUGGAUUUAGCCUGGCAUUUGCACGAGUUGGUGCAAUAAUGGGUAAUGUUGUUUUUGGGCAGCUAAUUGAUGUAAACUGCACCAUACCAAUAUUACUUGUUGUUGGCUUUCUAUCUGUUGGUGGGUUGUCUGGUUUACUCUUUCCUGAUACGAUAGGAAUAUUUUUAGAAUAGCGUUUAUUGAAUUUUAAUGUUUAUACUGCUUUACUAACAUGAUAAACAGCUUUUGGUGAUUUUGAUUUGUAAAAAUGUGUAUAAUACCUUCCUAUGCACACACAUUUACAGAUAUACAGAUAUGCAUAUGUGUAUAUAUAUAUUCAUAUGCACUCGCACACUUACACACACAUAUACCAUAUUAUGUAUAGGUAUACAUGUACACAUAUAUUUAUACAUGUACAGUAUAUAAAUAUCAGGGGCUGAAAAUAGGGCAAGUCUGAGGUCCGAGACCUGCCUAUUUCAUGCUCGGACCUUCGCAAUUUCCAAACAAAAAGUUUGCCGGACCUAUCAAUAAUUUACAGUACUCCACUUUCAUCAAAUAAAACAUCAUUAAACCAUUGCAAAUUGCGAAGAAACGGAGCGAAAGUAGAUCGAUUUUUGGUCAGUGUUGACAUCUAGUGUCAUAUUUAAUAUUUACGAUGAAAAAUACCAAGUAUGAGAGUCAAAUUUACCGAAAAUCUGAUAGAAAUUACACGUACUGAUAGUGUAUCACUAUGCUGCAACGUUAGCAUCAUGGUUGUUUAUAAUGGAAGUUAACGUGGAUGCGCGCGCAGUUUCAGCAUGCCGGAGGUAACUCGUCGCUCGUGCGAGUAACUCGGAAUACCUGCAGACGACCCAUGUAUUGCAUGAAACAAGGGCAAACAUGAGUUUUUCUAAGUUUGGUUUUGUAUAAAAAAAUGGACCCACUGUUACCAAACGAUCGAUUAGCCAAACAAACGUUACAAAUGACUUGCAAAAUAAAACCACAAAUUAUUACGUGAUGACGAAAUAUAAGAACCAUUUGGUGACAUAUUUGGACCUUCCAAAUCUGUCAUCGGACCUUUCAAAAAUAUUUCUGAAAAGUCCCGGAUAUUCGCGCAAAAACACUUAUUUUCAGCCCCUGAAUAUAAUGCAUAUAUAUGUAUGGUGUCGUUGUAAGGUCGUUUCUUGCACACGUUGCUAGUAACAUUGCUAACAUAAGUCAAAUUGUGUUUUACAUGUUAAAAUAGUAUAUUUUGCAAGGAUUUUUCUGUUUAUUAGUGCAUUAUAUUGCAAUAUCGGUAGCACAUACAUAAAAUCAAGAGCUAAUAAUACCUAAUGGUAUGGUAAGCUAAUGGUAUUAUUAGCUCUUGAUAAAAUAUACAGUUUAUGUGCUCUUGACAGUUCUGAUUUAAAUAAUCGAAUGUAGUAUAUGCACAGCGAUGAGACAAUUUUACGAGAUCGAAAGGAAGAAUUUUAAUUUUGAAAGUUUUGAAAGUUUUUGAAAAUUUCAAGUAUGAAGUUAAUGAUUAAUUAAUUGUGAUAAAAUACACUGUGAUAGCCUAAUGUUUUGGUAAUGUGUAACGUCCUUGUAAAGUCGUAUAUAUGCUUCUAAAUUGUCUGAAUCGUUAUUUUGAAGGUUGCUACAAAUAAAUGCAUGCAGAGAAUCUGCAAUGAAAAGACAAAUA
Priapulus caudatus is the source of this 3195-nucleotide messenger RNA. RefSeq names its product synaptic vesicle glycoprotein 2C-like. Gene Ontology annotation, biological process: transmembrane transport. Gene Ontology annotation, cellular component: membrane. Lineage: Eukaryota; Metazoa; Priapulida; Priapulimorpha; Priapulimorphida; Priapulidae. The record is from RefSeq and is a predicted model, not a curated record. Bases 116 to 1726 code for a protein of 536 amino acids. The transcript has 3 exons. Gene Ontology annotation, molecular function: transmembrane transporter activity.